Molecule: messenger RNA, 14647 nt
Organism: Ostrea edulis (European flat oyster)
Lineage: Eukaryota; Metazoa; Mollusca; Bivalvia; Ostreida; Ostreidae
Product: dynein axonemal heavy chain 5-like
Exons: 67
Coding region: 315-14111 (4598 amino acids)
Biological process (GO): microtubule-based movement
Cellular component (GO): dynein complex
Molecular function (GO): dynein light intermediate chain binding; minus-end-directed microtubule motor activity; dynein intermediate chain binding
Source: RefSeq, a predicted model, not a curated record
CUACCUUGUCGUUAUGGAUGUUACUCCGCGAUAAAAGUUCAUUUGAGAUCCUCGUAAAAACAAUAAUUACAGUAAUAUAGGACUUGUUGUUUUAAUGAUGCACUUUUUUACCUUCAGUUAGAAAAAUUAUAGAUUUUGAUUGGUGCUUAUUUAAGAUUUAAAAACGCUUGAAGAUUUCUUAAGUUUGACAUAUUCAUACGCGUCACCGGAAACGAACCGUUACUUGUGAAGUUGUGAAGGACGGGAUGUCUCCCGUUUGAUCAGUAGAUCAUAGAAUAGUAAUUUUAGGAUUUUAAUAGUAGUGCAUUUUUACGAUGGCGGACACAGAGCAGCCGGGUGAAAAGGAGUCCACCAAACCACCGAGUCCGAAACCUGAUCAAGAAGUAGCACCACCUUUGGUUUCAGUGAAGGGAGAUGAGAAGAAGAAACCUCCUGCAAAACAGGCAGCGCAACCCAAGGUUACGCAGCAGAAGAAAAAUGUCCUUAGCAGUGAGGCCAUGAAAGAGAUGCAGAAGCGGGCAAAGCAGAACCGCGAGGAGAGACAGAUGCAGUGUGAUGCCAGGCACCAGCACAUGUUUCAGCAACUGGCCAAUGCCCUUAAUCUGGAAGUCAGUGCCAUUGAAGACUUCCUCUUUGGUGAUGAGCGGUUUGAUAUGAUUGAACCAUUCUUCAAGGAGAAUGGAACAAGAAAGCUCAUCUUCUUCUACCAAGAUGCUGGGAAUGGCCAGAAAAAACUUUUCUUGACACCAGGGGAUGCAGAGGGGCUACAUGGUAUUUGUCUGUACUUCCUAAGAACAACACCAAAAGCAAUCACACCACAAAACAUUGCACAGGAGGUGAACUUUGGGAUGGUUGAUGCUACAGGAGGAAAGGUUCUCAACAGCAUGGAGAAGUACCUCUCAAAAAUCAUACUGCCUGCUCUCAAGUCUCUGGAAGCAUGGGGCACGAUCUCAACACCUUCUUCUGAGGAGAAUACAGAGAAGAAAAAUGCUCCCCAGGUAGAUGAAUUUCUGGAACAUCUGGAAAAUUUCAUCAGUAAUCUGCUGUCUGCUGUGGAUAAUAUGGAAGGGCAGGUAACUCUGGCAGAGAAUGGAAUUGGACAUGUGGUGGAUACAUUUGCUUCUCCCCAAGAUUACCAGGCAGCAGCUGCCAACACAGAGUACUUGGAGAAAUUUGAGAAUCUCCUUGGUACAUGGUCCAAGCAGAUUGAGCAGGUUCUGGCUGAAUCGGAGCAGAUGAGGAGAGAAGCAGACGAUAUCGGCCCCACAGCUGAGCUGGCUUACUGGAAGAGCAGAAUGGCCAAAUUCAACAACUUGCUGGAACAGAUGAAAAGUCCACGAUGUAAGGCAGUUGUUGGAGUUCUACAAGUUGCCAAAUCAAAAUCACUUCGCAGAUGGAAAGAACUGGAUGGUCAGAUCACAGACACAGCUAAUGAAGCUAAAGACAAUGUCAAGUACCUGUACACCUUGGACAAGUUCUUUGGACCUUUGGUCAAAUGCACACCUGCUACCAUGGUAGAACACAUUCCAAGUCUGAUGAAUGCUGUAAGAAUGAUUUACAGUAUCUCUCAGUAUUACAAUACUUCGGAGAGGAUGACCUCCCUCUUUGUCAAAGUCACCAAUCAAAUGAUCACCACCUGCAAAGCCUAUAUUAUGCAUGAUGUCAGCAAGAUCUGGGACAUACCAAGACCAGUUUUGCUGCAAAGACUGAAUGAAUGCAUUCAACUUAAUGAGGAAUACCAGAGGCAAUUCCAGAGAACCAAGGAAAAGCUCAGAGAGAAUCCAAAUGAGCGUCAGUUUGAGUUCAGUGAGAACUACAUCUUUGGUAAAUUUGACACUUUCUGUAAGCGUCUGGAGAGAAUAGCAGACAUGGUCAACACCAUGGAGAUGUUUUCUGGUCUGCACAUGGUCAAGAUUGAGGGGAUUGACACUAUUGCUGUGAAGUAUAAGACCAUUGUCGAAGCCACAAAGAAAAAGAAUUACAAUAUCCUGGACCACAGGAAAGCUGAGUUCGACAUUGAUUAUGUAGAGUUCCGCAGCCAGAUAGAUGCCCUGAGAGCAAACAUUCAGAAUUUCAUGGAUUCGUGGUUUUCUCGAUCUCUUACCACUGAAAAGGCAGUGGAGCUUUUGACAAAGUUUGAGAGCAUUGGAGGAGCAGAACUGGACAUGAAUGAGAAAUACAUGAGAGUACUGAUGAAUUAUGGGAAGGAUUUGGAAAGUAUCAGGAAAGCUUACCAGAAGUACAAAGCUGAACCGCUGAUCCCGAGAAACCUGCCACCGGUAGCUGGUCGGAUCGCCUGGUCAAGACAGCUGUACAGGAAAAUAGAGCAUCCUAUGAGAGUAUUCAAAACUAAGCCAGAAAUUUUGAAGCACCCAGAAGCCAAGAAAAUUGUGAGGAAUUACAACAAAAUGGCAGGAGUUCUGCUGGAAUAUGAGAUGCUGUAUCACAGAGGUUGGUGCAGGGCCGUAGAGGCCGCCAAGGGAGGACUAAAUGCUUCACUCCUCAUUCGUCACCCAGAGACUAGUGAAUUGCAUGUGAACUUUGACCCACAAGUUCUUGAGUUGAUUCAAGAGUCCAAAUGUCUGCAAGCCCUGAAACUAGAUGUACCAGAUACUGCAAAGGCCCUGAUUGUUAAGGAGGAGGAAAUCAAGAGUAACUCUGUAUCUUUGCGAGAAAUGUUGAUGGAGUACAAGAGAAUCAAAGAUGACAUCCCUGCUGUAUUACAGCCUCCGAUGAAACCUUUCUGUGAUAGAGUAGAGGAAGCUCUUCUUCCAGGAGUUACUGCCCUUACUUGGACAGCCUUAAAUGUGGAUACAUACAUUGAGACCAAUUACAAGGUUAUGGGUGAUCUGGAGAAACUCUCCAAGACAGUUAAGGACAUUUUGGACUGCCGUAUUGAGGCUGUUCUGCAGGAUAUGUCUGUCACAGCCCUCUGCGACCUCCCUGAGGAUGAGGCUGUCACCAUGGACAAGUUCCUGGAGCUCACGGCCACCGCUGUAGACAGCGCUUCCAAACAACUUGCCAAUCAAAGCCAGCUGGUGGAGAAGGCAGUGUAUGAGCUUGUAGACACCAUGAAGGGGAACCUUAAUGCCAAAGAGAAGGCUGCCCUGGAGGAGGGGGAGGGGUCUUCAGAGACUGACUGCUACUAUGCACUGCUGAACUACUUCACCCAGAGAAACACUGAGGCACUGGUUAAAUGUACACGACUGUCCCUUGAUGCGAUUAAGAGGAGACUUCAGAUCUUCAACAAGUACAGUAAGGAUGCAGACAAGAUGGAUUCCAAGCCACCACUGUUUCGGGCAGACAUUGUGCUGGCCAUUCCUAAUGUUGUGAUGAAGCCCAGCUUGGAGGAUCUCCAGUCUGCCCUGAAUAAGGCUGUUCAGUUGAUACUGAAGACAUCACAGGACAUUCCUCAGUGGGAACACCUCAUCUUCCAUCAGAAACAGCAGCAAAAGAUACCUGAGAGGCCUACACGGGGUGAUGGAAAGGAAAUGGAACAAUUGGCUGCUGACCAAGGUGAGGAGGCAAAGAUGAUGCCCAACUCCAUGAUCAAACCUUUACAUAAGAUCAUAGCGGAACACAAGGAUGUGACAAAGAUUGUCAUCCAGCUCAACUCCAUCAUCACUCAGAACAAAAUGGAGGCUCAGGAUGUGCUGGACAUUUUCACCAAAGACAGCCAUCUUUGGGACAAGGAACCAGAGGCAACAGUCAAGGAAUUUAUGACAACCAAUCCCAUUCUCACAGAGAUUGAAUCGCAAAUUCGAUAUUACCAGAGACUGGAAACAGAGAAAGAGGAGAUGCAGGCCAGCUACCGGGUAGGAGCUACUUUGCUGAGCACAGAUCCACUGAAACUGGCCCUGAUUACUGAGGCCAAGAACUGGAAAAUGGCUUAUGCUAAAGCCCUGAAUGAAAAAUGUGCUCAUGAGAUGGAUGAGAUGCUUGACUUUAUUGAAAGUCUCACCAAACGUCUGUCUCGACCUGUUAAAGACUUGGACGAUGUCCGAGCCCAUAUGGCUGCUCUUGCAGAAAUCCGAGAGGCAGAAAUCCGCAUUGACAUGACCAUUACCCCAAUGGAGGAAAGCUAUGCCAUGCUGAACAAGUACAACAUUUUCUUCAAUGAUGGCAAUGCUGAGCGAGUCGACACUUUGUCGUAUGGCUGGAAGAAGCUGAUUGCGCAAUCACAACAGGUCCAGAACCAUCUGCUGAAGAUCCAGCCAGAGUUUAAGGCGGACCUUUUGGCUGGUGUUGAACAAUUCAUUAAGGAUAAUGAUGCUUUUGUUGGUGACUAUGACUCCAAGGGUCCAAUGGAGGACGGCAUUCAUCCACGAGAGGCCUCAGAUCGACUGAACAUCUUCCAGGCCCACUUUGAUGAGUUAUGGAGAAAGUACACCACCUACUCCGGUGGCGAGGAGCUGUUUGGCCUAACGGUCACUCAGUAUCCAGAACUGCAGAGAAUCAGAAAGGAGUUGAACCUUCUGCAGAAACUCUACCAGCUGUACAAUAUUGUACUGGAGAACGUCAAUGGAUAUCAAGAUAUCCCAUGGCUGGAGAUAGAUAUUGAGAAAAUCAACAAUGAGUUGCUGGAUUUUGGCAACAAAUGCCGAAAACUACCAAAAGCUUUGAAGGAAUGGCAAGCUUAUGAAGAGCUGAAGAAAACUAUUGAUGACUUUAAUGAGACAUGUCCACUGUUGGAGAUGAUGGCCAACAAAGCCAUGAUGCCCCGUCACUGGGAACGCAUCGCACAGAUCACCGGCCACACGUUCGACGUGGAAGCAGACAACUUCCUUCUCAGAAAUCUCAUGGAAGCUCCACUUCUGCAAUACAAAGAAGACAUUGAGGAUGUAUGUAUCUCUGCUGUGAAGGAGAAGGACAUUGAAGCCAAACUUAAACAGGUUGUAAAUGACUGGAGUGCCCAGGACUUCCAGUUCACAAGCUUCAAGACUCGAGGGGAGCUUCUCCUUAAAGGCGACACAACCUCUGAGACUGUGGCCUUGAUGGAGGACAGCUUGAUGGUGCUUGGCUCUCUCCUGAGCAAUAGAUACAAUGCUCCAUUCAAACCCAAGAUCCAGGAAUGGGUCCAAAAACUUACUGGCACCACUGAGAUUAUAGAGAACUGGCUGGUGGUGCAGAAUCUGUGGAUCUACCUGGAGGCUGUCUUUGUGGGUGGUGACAUUGCCAAACAACUGCCUCAGGAAGCUAAACGCUUCAGCAACAUUGACAAAUCCUGGAUGAAGAUCAUGCAGAGAGCUCAUGAGAUUCCUAAUGUAGUGCAGUGUUGUGUUGGAGAUGACACUCUGAGUCAGCUCUUGCCCCACCUCCUGGAACAGCUGGAGAUUUGUCAGAAGUCCCUGACAGGCUACCUGGAAAAGAAACGUCUCGUCUUCCCCCGAUUUUUCUUUGUGUCUGACCCUGCCUUGCUGGAGAUUUUGGGUCAGGCCAGUGACUCUCACACCAUUCAGGCCCAUUUGUUAAGUGUGUUUGAUAACACCAAGACUGUGUCAUUUGAUGAGAAAGUUUAUGACAAGAUUCUAGCCAUAAAUUCGCAGGAGGGAGAGAAUGUUCCACUUGAGGAGCCUGUUUUAGCUCAGGGUAAUGUUGAGAUUUGGCUUGGAGACUUGCUCCGCAUCUCCAGAAAAUCGCUGCAUAGUAUCAUCAGAUCUGCCGCCAUCACUAUUGGAGAUCCCAGUUUCAAAUUGAUUGAGUUUGAAAACAUGUUCCCUUCACAGAUUGGUCUGCUGGGUAUCCAAAUGUUGUGGACUCGCGAUUCAGAGGACGCUUUAAACAAUGCACGAGUGGACAAAAAGAUAAUGCAAAACACGAACCAGAAAUUCUUGGACAUCCUUAAUGAGCUCAUUGCCAUGACAACCACUGAACUGACCAAAAUUGAGAGAACCAAAUAUGAGACUCUCAUUACUGUACAUGUUCAUCAGAAAGAUAUUUUUGAUGACUUGGUGAAGAUGCACAUCCGGUCACCGAAUGACUUUGAGUGGCUGAAGCAGUCCCGAUUUUACUUCAAGGAAGAUACAGACCAGUGUCUAAUCUCCAUAACGGAUGUAGACUUUACUUACAUGAAUGAGUUUCUGGGGUGCACUGAGCGUUUGGUCAUCACUCCUCUCACUGACAGAUGUUACAUUACCUUGGCCCAGGCUCUGGGUAUGUCGCUGGGAGGAGCCCCAGCUGGGCCUGCUGGAACAGGGAAAACAGAGACCACUAAAGACAUGGGUCGUUGUCUUGGUAAAUAUGUGGUCGUCUUUAACUGCUCUGAUCAGAUGGACUACAGAGGAUUGGGACGUAUCUACAAAGGUCUUGCCCAAUCUGGAUCCUGGGGCUGCUUUGACGAGUUUAACAGAAUUGAGUUGCCUGUGUUGUCGGUGGCUGCCCAGCAGAUUGCCAUUGUGUUGUUGUGUAAGAAAGAGAGGAAGAACCUGUUUAUCUUCACUGAUGGAGAUACUGUGGACAUGGACCCAGAGUUUGGUAUCUUCUUAACAAUGAAUCCAGGUUAUGCUGGCCGUCAGGAACUGCCAGAGAAUUUGAAGAUCAACUUCCGUACGGUUGCCAUGAUGGUUCCCGACAGAGCCAUUAUCAUCCGAGUCAAGUUAGCCAGCUGUGGUUUCAUGCAGAAUGUUAUUCUGGCAAAGAAAUUCUUCACCCUGUACAAACUUUGUGAAGAGCAGCUGACCAAACAGGUUCACUAUGAUUUUGGUCUCCGUAACAUUCUUUCCGUUUUGCGUACUUUGGGAGCAUUCAAGCGUGCAAAUCCUGAGGAUGCUGAAACAGUUAUUGUGAUGAGAGUGUUGCGUGACAUGAACUUGUCUAAGCUAGUAGAUGAAGAUGAGCCGUUGUUCAUGUCGCUCAUUGACGAUUUGUUUCCAGGAAUCACACUGGACAAGGCAGGGUACCCAGAAAUUGAGGCAGCCAUUGAGAAAAAUGUGCUUGAAGCUGGACUGAUAGUCCACGCCCCCUGGAUCCUAAAACUGAUUCAGUUGUUCGAAACUCAGCGUGUCAGGCACGGUAUGAUGACUCUGGGACCUACUGGAGCAGGGAAAACCAAGUGUAUCAACAUGUUAAUGAAGGCCAUGACAGAUUGUGGGGAACCCCAUAAAGAGAUGAGAAUGAAUCCCAAGGCUAUCUCAGCCCCACAGAUGUUUGGACGUCUGGAUGUGGCUACCAAUGAUUGGACGGAUGGAAUCUUCUCUACUCUGUGGAGAAGGACUCACAAAACCAAAAAGGGUGAACAUGUGUGGUUGCUAUUGGAUGGUCCGGUAGACGCUAUCUGGAUUGAGAACUUGAACUCUGUGUUGGAUGACAACAAGACCUUGACCUUGGCUAAUGGUGAUCGUAUUCCCAUGGCUCCAAAUUGUAAGAUCAUCUUUGAAGUGCACAACAUUGACAAUGCUUCUCCUGCCACUGUCUCUAGGAAUGGUAUGGUGUUCAUGUCGAGCUCCAUUCUGGACUGGGAACCCAUCCUCAGAGGGUGGUUGAACACUCGACCUGCCAAUCAACAAGACACCAUUUUCCAGACCUGUGAAGCCAUCUUUCCAAAACUGUACCUUGAAGUCAUUCAGAGAUAUGAGGCCAAAAUGCAAGUGCUGGAGUGUAUGUAUGUACGACAGCUCUGUGACCUGCUAGAGGGGCUGAUACCCUCAGGAGAGGAAGCUAAAGACAUUAAAGUACCCCAUCUCCAACGGAUAAUCGUCUUUGCUCACAUGUGGUCCCUGGGAGCUCUGUUAGAGUUGGAGGACAGGAAGAAGAUGGAGGAUUGGCUGAAAACGAAUGUCAGCAAUUUGCCCCUCCCUCCCUCUGAUGGGGAAGACACUAUCUUUGAGUACAUGGUGGGAGAGAGCGGAAAUUGGGAGCACUGGUCAGGACUGGUACCGGAGUAUGUCUACCCAUCAGAUUCGGUUCCAGAGUACACCAGUAUUCUGGUUCCCAAUGUUGACAAUGUCAGGACUGACUACCUCAUUGGAACCAUUUCAAAACAGAGCAAGGCAGUGUUGCUGAUUGGUGAACAGGGUACAGCAAAGACUGUGAUGGUACAGGGAUACUGCGGUAAAUUUGACCCAGAAUCCCAUGUGUUCAAGAGCUUCAACUUCUCCAGUGCUAGUACCCCAUUCAUGUUCCAGAGAACUAUUGAAAGUUAUGUAGACAAAAGGAUGGGAACCACAUACGGACCACCGGCAGGAAAAAAGAUGACGGUCUUUGUGGACGACAUCAACAUGCCUGUAAUUAACGAGUGGGGUGAUCAGGUGACCAAUGAGAUCACUCGUCAGAUGAUGGAGGCUAAAGGUUUCUACAAUCUGGAGAAGCCUGGAGAGUUUACCAAUAUCGUGGACAUCCAGAUGGUUGCUGCCAUGAUUCACCCAGGAGGAGGUCGUAAUGACAUCCCAUCCAGACUCAAGAGGCAUUUCAACAUCUUCAACUGCACCCUGCCAUCAAACAGUUCCAUUGACAAGAUCUUCAAAACCAUCGGCAAUGGAUAUUUCAUUCCGGGACGUGAAUUUCCUGAGGAAGUGUGUGAGAUGGUUAAUUCUCUUGUACCGUCAACAAGAAAAAUGUGGCAGCGUGUCAAGGUUAAGAUGUUGCCCACCCCUGCCAAGUUCCAUUACGUUUUCAACCUGCGUGAUCUGAGUCGCAUCUGGCAGGGCAUGCUGAACACCACCCCAGAAAUUAUCAACAAUGUCGGUAGAAUGAUGUCGCUUUGGAAGCACGAGUGCUACCGCACGAUCGUGGACAGAUUUGUUGACAUUUCAGACAAAGAGUGGUUUGAGAAGACCAUCAAGCAGGUAGCAGAGGAGGAGUGUGGUUCUGCAGCUGUAGCUGAUAUGGAGGCAGAGCCGUAUUUUGUUGACUUUAUGCGGGAGGCCCCUGAACCCACAGGUGAGGAGGCUGAUGAUGCGGACCUUGAGGCCCCUAAGAUUUACGAGCCUGUACCCAGCUUAGACCUUCUGGCUGAGCGUCUCAUCUCGUACCAGGAACAAUACAAUGAGAGCAUCCGAGGCUCAAAGAUGGAUCUUGUCUUCUUUAAGGAUGCCAUGACAAAUUUGGUGAAGAUUUCCCGAGUGAUUCGCACGCCUCGUGGCCACGCCCUCCUAGUGGGUGUGGGUGGGUCCGGUAAACAGAGCUUGACCAGACUAGCAUCAUUCAUUGCUGGAUACAAAAACUUUCAGAUCACCUUAUCCAGAUCUUACAAUGUGUCCAAUCUCUUGGAAGACUUGAAAUUCCUGUACAGAACAGCUGGGCAACAGGGCAAAGGGAUCACCUUCAUCUUCACAGACAAUGAAAUCAAAGAUGAGGGUUUCCUGGAAUACAUGAACAACAUCCUUUCUUCAGGAGAGGUGUCUGGACUGUUUGCAAGAGAUGAAAUGGAUGAGAUCUUACAAGAAUUGAUUGGAGAAAUGAAGAAAGAGUUUCCCCGCCGCCCACCUACGAAUGAAAACUUGUACGACUACUACUUGGCACGAUGUCGCCAGAACCUUCAUGUUGCCCUCUGCUUCUCUCCUGUUGGUGAGAAAUUCCGUAGCAGGUCUCUAAAGUUUCCGGGACUGAUCUCCGGCUGUACCAUGAACUGGUUCCAACGCUGGCCAAAAGAUGCCCUGAUAGCUGUAUCCAACCAUUUCCUGGCAGAGUACGACAUUUCCUGUACACCUGCGGUCAAAACUGCUGUUGUAGGAACAAUGGGCCUUUUCCAGGACCUGGUGGCAGAGAUGUGCAAUGAUUACUUCCAAAGGUUCCGUCGUCAGACGUACGUCACACCCAAAUCCUAUCUCUCUUUCAUUGCUGGUUACAAAACCAUCUACAGUGAAAAGAAAGGGGAGAUUGGGAUUUUGGCAGAGAGAAUGAACACUGGUUUGAAGAAACUUGUUGAGGCUACAGAAUCUGUGAAUGAACUGUCCAAGGAACUUGCUGUUAAGGAGAAGGAGUUAGCUGUGGCCUCCAAGAAGGCUGACCAAGUGUUAGCAGAAGUGACUGUCAGUGCCCAAGCUGCAGAAAAGGUCAAGGCAAAUGUGCAAGUGGUGAAGGACAAAGCUCAAGCAAUUGUGGACACAAUCUCUGUGGACAAAGCAGCUGCAGAAGAGAAACUGGAGGCAGCCAGGCCUGCCCUAGAAGAGGCUGAGCAUGCUUUGCAGACGAUCAAACCAGCUCACAUCUCCACUGUCAGGAAGCUAGGCAAACCACCACAUCUAAUUAUGAGGAUUAUGGACUGUGUCCUGUUACUCUUCCAGCGGCGUUUGGAGGCUGUCACAAUGGAUCCAGAGAGGCCAUGCCUCAAGCCAUCAUGGUCAGAUGCCUUGAAACUGAUGAGCAGUAGCACCUUCUUGAGUGGUCUGAUGUCAUUCAAUAAGGAUACCAUCAAUGAAGAGACGGUGGAGCUGUUACAGCCCUACCUAACCAUGGAGGACUACUCUCUGGAGACAGCUCAGAAAGUGUGUGGUGAUGUGGCCGGUCUUUGUGCCUGGACAAGAGCUAUGGCUUUCUUCUUUAGUAUCAACAAAGAAGUAUUGCCUCUAAAGGCAAACUUAGCGAUUCAAGAGGCUCGUCUGCAAUCUGCCAUGAAGGAUUUGAACAAUGCCCAGGCACAGCUGGAUGAGAAGAAUAAGGAAUUGGCAGCAGUGAUGGCAAUGUACGAUGCAGCCAUGAAAGAGAAGCAGGCAUUAGUGGAUGAUGCUGAGGCCUGCAGGAGGAAGAUGAACAAUGCCACUGCAUUGAUUCAAGGUUUGUCAGGGGAGAGAAUUCGUUGGACUGAGGCUAGUAAGGGAUUUGAGGCUCAGAUCCACAGACUGGUGGGUGAUGUCCUGCUCUGUACAGGCUUCCUGUCCUACACAGGCCCGUUCAAUCAGGAAUUCCGUAGCCUUAUUCUGAAGAGCUGGAAGAAGGAGAUGAUUGGCCAGAAAAUCCCCUUUAGUGAUGAUCUGAAUAUUGUUUCCAUGUUGGUGGACAAUGCCACAAUUUCAGAGUGGAAUCUGGAAGGAUUACCCAAUGAUGAACUGUCCAUCCAGAACGGUUUGAUUGUAACAAAAGCCUCUCGCUUUCCAUUGCUAAUUGAUCCUCAAGGACAAGGCAAAUCAUGGAUUAAGAAGAGAGAGGGCAAAAAUGAAUUGCAGGUGACCGCACUGAACCACAAGUACUUCCGUACCCACCUAGAGGACAGUCUGUCUCUAGGACGACCACUCAUCAUUGAGGAUGUUGGGGAAGAGCUGGACCCUGCCUUAGACAACGUACUGGAAAAGAACUUCAUCAAAUCAGGCUCAACAUUCAAGGUGAAAGUAGGAGACAAAGAGGUGGACGUGAUGAAUGGGUUCCGUCUGUACAUUACCACAAAAUUAGGUAACCCCACCUACACACCAGAGGUGUCUGCCCGUACCUCCAUUGUGGAUUUCACUGUCACAAUGAAAGGUCUUGAAGAUCAGUUGCUGGGAGUGGUCAUCUUGACUGAGAAACAGGAACUUGAGCAAGAAAGAGUAUCCCUCAUGGAAGAGGUAACAGCUAACAAGAGGAAGAUGCAGGAACUGGAAGACAACCUCCUAUACAGACUGACCUCCACGCAGGGCUCAUUGGUGGAAGAUGAGUCACUGAUUGAGGUGUUGCAGGUCACCAAGGCAACUGCUGAGGAUGUCAGUGAGAAACUCAAAGUGGCUGCAGAAACUGAGAUUAAAAUCAACUCCGCCCGUGAGGAGUUUAGACCUGUCUCCAACAGAGGAAGUAUCCUGUACUUUGUCAUUGUGGAGAUGAGCAUGGUGAACAAAAUGUACCAGACUUCCCUUAAACAGUUCCUGGAACUUUUCGACUUGUCCAUGGCCAAUUCCCAGAAGUCACCUAUCACCAGCAAGCGUAUCAACAAUAUCAUCGAGUAUCUGACCUUUGAAGUAUUCCGUUACACCGCAAGAGGUCUGUAUGAGAUAGACAAAUUCCUUUACACUACUCUGCUGACCUGUAAGCUGGAGCUGAAUCUUGGAAAGAUCCGAAUGGAUGAAUUCCAGACCUUCAUCAAAGGAGGUGCCGCUCUGGAUCUGAAUGCCGUAGAGCCCAAACCCAAGAAAUGGAUCUCAGACAUUACCUGGCUCAACUUGGUGGAGCUCAGCAAAUUGGGACAGUUCAGUCAAAUCUGUGGUCAGGUGGCCAGGAAUGAUAAGGCCUGGAAAAAUUGGUUUGAUGAAGAUGCUCCGGAGGAAUGCACCAUACCAGAUGGCUACACCACAACGUUGGAUACAUUCCGUAAACUGCUCCUGAUCCGAUCAUGGUGUCCUGACAGAACUGUGCCUAUGGCGAAAACGUACAUUGCAGAAGCUAUGGGUUCCAGGUUUGCUGAGGGGGUGAUUUUGAACUUGGAGGAACUGUGGAAGGAAUCCAAUAUAAAGACCCCCAUGGUUUGUUUCCUGUCCAUGGGGUCUGACCCCACAGAAAAUAUCAUGGCUCUGGCCAAGAAAAACAACAUCAAGUGUGGCUACAUCUCCAUGGGUCAAGGUCAGGAAGUCCAUGCUCGCAGGCUCAUCUCGGGAUCGAUGCAGGACGGUUCUUGGGUCCUCCUCCAAAACUGUCAUUUGGGUUUGGGCUUCAUGGAUGAAUGCCUGGAUUCAAUCAUUUCAGCUGAGAAUGUAAAUGAGAACUUUAGGAUAUGGAUGACUACAGAGGAACAUCCGAAAUUCCCCAUAAACCUCCUUCAGAGCUCUAUCAAGUUCACCAAUGAGCCUCCACAGGGUGUGAAAGCAGGUCUCAAAAGGACAUAUGCCCUUAUCACACAGGAGCAACUGGAGUACACAAACCUGCCCCAAUGGAAACCGAUGUUGUACGGCGUAGCGUUCCUGCACACCACGGUACAGGAGAGGAGGAAGUUCGGACCUAUCGGAUGGAACAUCCCCUAUGAGUUUAAUCAAGCUGACUUCACAUCCACCGUACAGUUUAUACAAAACCAUCUGGAUGACAUUGAUCCAAAGAAGGGUGUGUCUUGGAACACUGUCAGAUACAUGGCAGGAGAAGUACAGUAUGGAGGUCGUGUCACAGACGACUAUGACAAGAGACUUUUGAACACAUACUGUAAAGUGUGGUUCAGCGAGGCCAUGUUCUCAGAUAGCUUCCAGUUCUACACCGGUUACAAGAUCCCAAAAUGUAAGAAUUUGGACGAGUACCGGACCUACAUUGAGACCCUGCCCCUCAGAGACUCUCCAGAAUGCUUCGGUCUGCACUCGAAUGCUGACAUUACAUACCAGACCAACACUGCCACCACGAUGCUUGCCAACAUUGUGGACAUUCAGCCAAAGGAUGCCGGUGGCGGAGGCGGAGAGACCAGAGAGACAGUGGUGUACAGACUGGCAGACGACAUGCUGGAGAAACUGCCACAGGACUACAUUCCUCACGAGGUGAAAGACAGAUUGAGGAAGAUGGGCCAGCUUCAGCCAAUCAACAUCUUCCUUCGCCAAGAGAUUGACAGAAUGCAGAAGGUCAUCACACUGGUCCGUACCACUCUCAUGGACCUGAAACUGGCCAUUGAUGGAACCAUCAUCAUGAGUGAGAACCUCCGUGAUGCACUGGACAACAUGUUUGAUGCUCGUGUCCCCACCAACUGGAAGAAGAUUUCCUGGGAGUCUGCUACAUUGGGUUUCUGGUUUACAGACCUGUUGGAUCGAAACCAGCAGUUCUCUACUUGGCUGUUUGACGGUCGACCAACUUCCUUCUGGAUGACUGGCUUCUUUAACCCACAGGGUUUCCUGACCGCCAUGCGACAGGAGAUUACGAGAGCUCACAAAGGCUGGGCUCUGGAUGCUGUUGUGUUGGACAAUGACAUCACGAGGAUGAUGAAAGAGGACAUUCACACCCCACCUAACGAGGGUGUGUACAUUUUUGGCUUGUACCUGGAUGGUGCUGGAUGGGACCGCAGAAACUGCCGCCUGAUUGAGCCCACACCUAAGGUUCUCUACACCUCACUCCCAGUCGCACACGUCUUUGCCAUCAAUGUGGACAAACCAAGCAAGACUUCCAAUUUGUACGAGUGCCCAGUGUACAAGAAGCCCCGGCGUACCGAUUUGACAUACAUCUUCCCACUACAACUGAAGACCAACAAAAAUCCAGAUCACUGGAUCCUGCGUGGUGUUGCUCUGUUGUGCGACAUAAAAUAAACUGCAAUUCAUUCAGACUUGUGAUAAAACAUGCAACUCGGUGUUUUUUCUGUGUGGUGUUUUGCCAUUUCUAACUAACUUGAUAAAAUAUGUGAUGCAUGACAGUUUGAUAAGGACACCAGGUCACUAAACCCGUGUCAUUUUCUGUUUUCUACAAAGCAUUACGAUGAUUGUGAUAUAAGCCCAGUUAAGUUCCUCAAGAUGUGAUUUGUAUACCAGUAUUUAUAUUUAAAUCUAUUAUUCCGUCCAGUUAUUUUUCUAACCAGAACAGUAUUUUUGUAUGAUUAUUUUUGGUGUGUUCUAUUUUAUAUUUCUCCUUGUUUCCACUGUGACAGUAAUAUUACACAUUUAUUCAUGACUUACCCAAACAAGCACAAAAUUGUACUCUUAAACAUUUAAUAUUCAAUUUUUUAUUUAUUUACUCCAUUUGUUGUUAUACAUGCACCAAGAAUUGUUGUUUUGUUACAUGUUUACAAUAUAUUAUGAAGAAAAUUUAAAUUUUGUGUUGAUUUGAAAUAAUAAAAUAUAACAUGCAA